Molecule: messenger RNA, 732 nt
Organism: Sphenostylis stenocarpa
Lineage: Eukaryota; Viridiplantae; Streptophyta; Magnoliopsida; Fabales; Fabaceae
Source: the annotation of a GenBank genome assembly
AUGGCGAAGAGGUUUGCGGUGUUGAUGUGCGCAGAGGAUUCGGAGUACACGAAGAAAGUGUACGGAGGGUAUUCUGAGGUGUUCGUGAGAAUGCUGGCGGAGGAGGGAGAGACUUGGGACGUGUACAAGGUGGUGCGUCGGGAAUUUCCCGAGGAUCAUGAGUUGGCUCUCUAUGAUGGCUUUGUAAUCACUGGCAGUUGCAGCGACGCACAUGGAAACGACAUAUGGGUUCGUGACCUUCUCAACUUGCUUCGCAAACUCCACUCCAUGAACAAAAAACUCCUCGGCAUUUGCUUCGGCCAUCAGAUACUUGCGCGUGCAUUGGGAGGGAAGGUGACUCGUUCUCCUACUGGUUGGGACAUUGGUGUCAGAACCAUAACAUUGUCACCAUCUUUGCCAUUCUCUUUGUCUUGUCUUGAUCUUCCAUCAAGGCUUUCCAUUAUCGAAUGCCACAGGGAUGAGAUCCGAGAACUUCCUGCGAAGGCAGAGGUGAUUGCUUGGUCGGAUAAGACUGGAAUUGAAGUGUUCAAGUAUGGAGAUCACAUUAUGGGAAUCCAAGGUCACCCAGAGUAUUCUAAAGACAUUCUUUUGCACCUUAUUGAUCGUCUCAUUCAACAAAAUUUCAUCAUAGAUACUGUUGGUGUUCAAGCAAGGGAGAGGGCUGCACUGUGGGAACCAGAUAAGGAGGCUUGGAAGAAAGUGUGUGUGAGCUUUCUGAAGGGUCGAUUGUGA